Aedes albopictus (Asian tiger mosquito) is the source of this 12584-nucleotide messenger RNA. It is a transcript of the gene Graf, whose product is annotated as rho GTPase-activating protein Graf. The transcript has 16 exons. Bases 1051 to 3894 code for a protein of 947 amino acids. Gene Ontology annotation, molecular function: GTPase activator activity; protein binding. Gene Ontology annotation, cellular component: cytoplasm. NCBI's taxonomy places the organism in Eukaryota, Metazoa, Arthropoda, Insecta, Diptera, Culicidae. Gene Ontology annotation, biological process: signal transduction. The record is from RefSeq and is a predicted model, not a curated record.
AAGUCGUCAGCCAGUUCGGAUUCGUUCGUGAAUGGAUACGCGAGUGUUUUUCGCUUAGCUCCUCCGCGCACCUGGCUGCCAGACGGCAUACGCGUGUGUUGGUGUUGUGUUUUCUGUGGUACUGUUGCUAUUCGCAUUCUUUCACAACCGUGUGUUCGGUUGGGUUUACUGCUAGCUGCUUCUGCUGUGUGGUGGAAGGGCAAGAAGAGGCGGCGAUAAGAAAAAAAAUAUUGUUCGGUCAGUGCAACAAUGAUGUUUUCGCUAAAUGAGCCUAUUUAGCGAUAGUUGAUCAAAACUAAACCGCGUCCUGUUGGGAGGUGAACGUUGAAACCGCGCGGUGGUGUAUCGUCAAAUUGUGGUUCGGUGAUGAAUGGCGGUUAAAAUCCGACCCGAAAAGAAAAAAAAUGAAUCUGUGCUGGUGGAUUUGCGUGCGUGAAUCAUAACAAAAGUGGCAGAAAAAUUCCAACGAAGUGGAGGCUGUGUGCUGCUGCUGCCUGUUGAGUUUCUUUUUCUUCUGCUGAGCCGUUUGUUGGUGUUGUUGUUGCUGUUGAUGCUGCUGCUCAUUUUCAUACCUCACACAUAGUAUCUACUGUUGCAGCUCAGACAGCAAAAUAAAAAAAAAUCGCCGAAGAAUUGAAAAACAAAAUACCAUUGUGACUGCAUCCGGGCCAAACCGAGACGACCCCGCUAUGUAAGUGCCAGAGCAGCAGAGGAGAGAAUGUAUUGAUUGAAGAAUUACCUCCAGUCAGUCAGUCCGUCAGUGUUGUUGGUGUUUCCGUGUGUGCUGUGUCCGGUCGAGAAAUGGAAGAAAACGGUGAAACGAUGGCGUAAAUAAAUUCAGGAAAAAUCACAGAUAAGAUAAGCAACAUUUGCUUAGACCAUAUCACAUCAUUCACAUUCGAGAGGGCCUCCGGUGAGCGAGAGAGCCCGUGCCCGAGCCCGUGGUGUACCCGUUGCAUGUGUGUAAAUAGCGUUCAGUCAAAAGGCGAAAAGUCAUUCUACGUGGAAGUGUAAGUGCGUGUGUCAUAGGGAACACAGAACGGCACCGAAAUGGUGAUAGGGAAACUGCAGCCGCUGGAAUUCACGGACUGUCUGCUGGACAGUCCGGAAUUCCGGGAAAACCUGAACCAACACGAGAAGGAGCUGGAGAAGACCAGCCAGCAAAUCAAACGGAUUAUCAAAGAAGUGAAGGACCUGCUGGCCGCGGCUAAAAAUCUAUCCCGGGCGCAGCGAACUCUGUCCAAGAGUCUCAAUGAAUUCAACUUCGAGUGCAUCGGUUCGACGCAAACCGACGAUGAGCAGGUGAUAGCAGAUAGCCUUAAGCAGUUUAGUAAGCUCAUAUCGGCGAUCGAAGAAGAACGCGAUAAUAUGCUGGACCGGGCGCACGACCAGAUCGUCGGACCGUUGGAGGAGUUUCGCAAGUGUCAUAUAGGGGGCGUGAAGGAGAACAAGAAGAAGUACGACAAGAAGACGGCCAAGUUUUGCCAGGCGCAAGAAAGGUUCCUCAACAUGUCCUCCAAAAAGCCGGGGACUGCCGUCGUAGAGGCGGAUGCAUCAUUAGGAAUGCUAGAAAGGGAAUACCUGCAGGAAUCCCUCAGUUAUGUUCUGGGAAUUCAGGAAGUACAGGAAAGGAUAAAGUUCGAGUUUGUGGAAAUUAUCUUAAGAUUCAUAUCCGAUUGGCUAGUGUUUUACCACCUCGGCCAUGAAGUAGCAGAAGAUGCCAAAGACUAUCUAUCAGAUCUCCAACUCAAAGUUCAAAAGACAAGGGAAAACUUUGAUGAGACUCGGCAGAAAGCGCAGGAAUUAAAACACAGAUACAUGGAGAGUAAAAUGAAACCAGAGAGUGAAUUCACCAAGCAGGGCUAUUUAUUUCUUAUGGAAAAAAAGGCAUUCACUGCAACAUGGUCCAAAUAUUACUGCACGUACAAAAAGCAGAACAAAAAGUUCUCUAUGCUGCAAUUCAACCAAAUGUCGGGCCGAUCGCAAUCAUCGACGGAGGUGUUAACGUUGGCAUCGUGUACGCGGAGGUUGUCCGAGUUUGAGAAACGGUACUGCUUCGACUUGAUCUUCGACGAGAGGCCUGCCAUCACGUACACGUUUCAGGCGCUCAGCGAAGAGGACCGCAAAGCAUGGCUGAAUGCGAUGGAUGGGAAGGAACCGACCUAUCCAAUACCAUCGACGCAUCACAACGAGGAUGGUAACCUAGAUGAAGUUGGUUUCGCUUUUGUGCGGAAAUGUAUAGAAGUUCUGGAACGACGGGGGCUGGAGGAAGAGGGUCUGUACCGCAUUGGCGGAGUGAGUACAAAGAUAACGAAGUUAUUGAACAUGGGACUAGACAGAAAAAAGACUGAACAAGAUAGAUUGACGUUUUUCAAUGAUGAGCAAAGCUCGGAUGUGUUAGAAAGUAAGACGAUAGCGAGCGCACUGAAGCAUUAUUUAAGGAACCUUAACGAACCGUUGAUGACAUUUCGGUUGCACCAUUCGUUCAUAGCCUCGGCAAAGCAAGAAACGCGACAACAGCGGAUAAACGAUGUGCAUACGUUGAUACACAGGUUACCUAAGAGUCACCUUGAAAUGUUGGACAUUGUCAUCAGGCAUUUGAAAUCCGUUUCCCUCAAAUCGGACAAGAACAAGAUGUCGGUGUUCAACCUAGGCGUAGUAUUCGGACCAACACUGCUGCGUGCGGCAGAGGAAACUGUUGCUGCCAUAUUAGAUAUCAAGUUCAACAACGUUGUGAUAGAGAUCCUGAUCGAGAACUACGAUAAAAUCUUCAAAACGCAACCCGGGAAGAACACGGAUUACCUGCCACAUGCCAAUACGAGUCCGCCGGUGGCGAUGCCCCGUUCCUACGGAGGAAUCGGUGGCGGCGGUGGCGGAGGAGGCGGUGGAGGGACUUAUGUGAAAGAUCGCGGCUCCACCUACUCGCAGCCGGUCGUGCGGGUGGUAGCCAAAUCCAAUUACACCGAACCCGUUAUGUCCUCUAGCCUUCAAAACAUUUCCAACGGACUAUCUCUGUACAGUAAAGGAACUAAUCACUAUCCCACCUAUGAAGCGAAACCUAAGAUCAUCACCUCGAUGAACAACUCAACGCCAUUCCUGUUGCGGGACACGACCUUGUCGCCUCGCGAAAUAAGUAUAGACACGCGGGAGUCGACCUACCUAAAAUCGGCGCCAUCCACAAUCACCAUCAGCAGUCACAACAGUCCUCCUCCUCCCGGUCACAACCAUCAUAUGGUGCGGCAGGACGGCGGAGGAGGAAGUAGUCAGCUAUAUCAGAGCGCCUACCAGAGCCAUCUGCUGCACAACCGAGGGGAACCGAUGUCCAUGGUUCGGGGUGGCAGUGCGGGCUCGGAUACCAUCUACGGAACCACCACGGCCAUGCACAAAAUGGGUCACUCCAAUCCGAUGACCAGCAGCGAUUCGAACCUAACGAGCACUAGGAAAGACCUGUCCAUCUACGAUCGGAUAAAUUCCACCAGCAGUUCAAACGAGUCGGUGUGUUCCUCCUCUAGUCGCGAUUUAAAUCACUCAUACGGAGGAAGCACCCGGGUGAUGCCCAGCUGGGAGUACGGUACGGGUAACGGGAGCAUCGGCGUGGUCAGCAGUGCGCUCAGCAAGUUCUCCAUUCGGGACGAUUCUAGUCAAGGUUAUAUCCCGAAGAAGACGCAACGCACGAAAGGACUCACCCGCCAUACCAAACUAGUGACGCCUAGGGAUAAUCUACGAGUACGGACGUUGUAUGCAUGCUUAGCGGAAAACGACGGAGAACUCUCAUUUGAACCAAAUCAAAUAAUUACCAAUGUGAAACGUUCCAACGAACCCGGCUGGCUCGAGGGCACUCUCAACGGGAAGUCUGGUUUGAUUCCAGAAAACUACGUAGAAGUACUAAAGUAAUCCGGAACGACAGCUGUUUACCACUAAAUCCACCAAAUAACAAACAAACAUGUGAGCCUACAAUCGUCAGAAUCGAAUUGUUUGUUCCACACAGAAAGGUACCAUAUAUUGUGUAGUUUAUCGACUAAGUGUUAACUGUAGGAAGCGAACAGGAGAGAUCGGUGAGCUGCACACUCUAAGGGAUUUCACUUCGCCUUGCGCCAUCCAACGGGAGAGUUCGGGCGGACCGCUGAAAUCCUCCUACUUGAGCCAGUAGGGAAAAUAUCAGGAUAUCAUAAUCACCAUCCCGGACAAAUUACGAAAGAUCCUUAUGUAUUUUUAACAAAGAAUUUUUCUCACGUUUUUAUUUUUGAAAAAUUUACUCAAAACUGAAAAAGGAAUGGCGAUAAAUCACUAAGACUACAUACGACUUUAACAAAUUGAUCCAUUUACAUCAUUCAAUCACCAGAUGAGGUUUAAAACUAUAUUCACUAAUACUACAGAUGAAUACAAAAAAGGCUGUUAUCUAAACCAGUAGCAUUGGCACAAUGAAGAUCACAAAUUUGCUAAACUUUUUAUUGAUUUUAUCGCUGAAGUAAUUUUAGAAGUAGAUGGAUUUCGAACAAAGCUAGCUGACUCAUUGUACCGUACUUAAUAGCAAAUCAAUGGCCGAAGUAGUGAAACGUCAUGGUAGAAGCUACUGCCCAGCAGACGAAUUAAACACAGGCACUAACAAAAACCGAACGCAAGUAAUUCUAAUAGACAACAUCGAAGGACCUAGCAGCGACGAAAACGACGAUGGCGAGUGAUGUGUUCCGAGCGCAAAGCAGAUGAGUAGCGUAAAACAAACAGGAUCACAAUAACAAACAUAAAACACCAAUAUAAUUGAGAUAAUGCAAAUAUCUAUAUUGAAAAAUAUAAAACAAAAGUUUAUGCAUGCAGCAGAUGUAUAUCAAUGGUUAAACGAUAAAACAUAGCACAUAGCAGAGAACAACCUAUUAGAACUCUAUUCACCAUAUGGCCGUAUGCAUCAUCAGAAUUUUCAACAGCGCAACAACACCACUGUCGUGUAUCAUCCUGCGUGUAUGCACAUCGAAUCGGAGGCGAUUUCAUUGUCAAAAAAAAAAACAACUAUCUGUGCACCGUCCAAGUCUGAGGCUGCUGUUUAUUUCUAAUUAAAUAGACUAGUUCGUCGCUUUACACAUUCUCUACCGAUACGUAGGCAAUUUAUGAUACUUUUACAGUUUGGAUUUUGAUACAUAUUUUUUAACAUUUUACACAAAAUGUUAGCGCUUUUUGGUUUCCGUGAACAUUUAUCGUAAACAAUUCAACUCAUUAUUUCAAAAUAAUCAUGUUAGUGUUCAUUAUUCUGCCCCUAUCCGCAUAACAGUCCCAUGUUUGCUGGGUUUCCUAUUCACACGGGACUGUUGGGCGAAUCGAGGCAGUAUUGCUCUCCAUACGAAAUACUUUGAGUUAUCAGAUACUAUACAGGUACCAUUAUUUCAAAUAUUUUACCGAUAAUAUGCACAUCUUUCUCGAAACGUACUAGUGGGAUUUUGACGAAUUAUGGAACGUUUGUUUGAAAACUUAUCAUUCUCUUGGGUUAACCUAUUGGUCGUUGAGUGUUCACUGUUAGGCAACCCACCUAAACUUUGGCUUCCGAAUUUCUAUUGCCAUCGGCUUUUGAAUACAUCGACGACGGAGCUCCACGUUGAAGAUCCAAUAAUUGUAAGGCCACCAUGCACCGCGGGCACCUAUGCAUGAAGACCUGCAUACAUACCUGGUUCCACUGGCGUUAUACAGAGUUCACGUUUAACUCUAACUUGCAAAGGUAGCUCUGACCUUUGUGAUUCGUGCACCUAUCUCGAUUUUGGUGCUGCUAUCGGAUGCCAUUUGGUUUCUAAAAUAGCGGAAGCUUUCAACAAUCUCCAUUGCUUGCACAGCUACCGUUACAGGCAGUUAUUGAGUGAGGAACGGAUGUUUCGGAUGGGUCCUAAAUGGCGGCAAAUAAUACCCCGUCCAGGGGUUUGCGUUAACAUCUAAUGAGGGCUUCAUGAUCGUCAAGGUCGACGGGGUCUCCUUCUAUAAUAGCUGUUAUGCGUCUGUAUGACGCCAGAACUGACAGAGCGAAGGCCGUGGGUAAUACCCGAUUACUUCAAUGCCUAGGCCGAGAUCCUGCUAAAGACGCUGCUCAAUGACGAUCUGGCUCAACGGAGCGGAGUCGAUCCUCUACGUUACUUUUUGUAGUCUUGGUCUAACAAUGUUUUUAACUGGAGGGUAGGCGAUGUCUUCACUCACAGAGACUACCUGAUGGUUAACUAUACUUCUUCUUCUUCUUCUUCUUCUUAUUUAUAGCUCUACGUCCGCACUGGGACUUGGCCUGCCUCGCUUCAACUUUGAGCUUCUUUGAGCACAUCCACAGUUAUUAAUUGAAGGGCUUUCUUUGCCUGCCAUUGCAUGAAUUUGUAUAUUGUGAGGCAAGUACAAUGAGACUCUAUGCCCAGGGAGUCGAGAAAAUUGUCCCGACCGGAACGGGAAUCGAACCCGCCGUCUUCGGGUUGACGAUUCAUAGCCUUAACUACUAGGCUAACUGGAGAUAGUAGUUCGCUACACGUUUACGAGCUAGGCGACGGACGCAGUGAGCACGUAUUGGACGAAGGGUGACUUUCCCGACUGUCAAAAAAAAAGUCACGCUCGAGACCGACAUAAGCGCAUGCAAACCUGUCACUUAAAAGGUGGUACACUGGUACAUCGAUAUACAACCGUUGACUGCUCUGACAACGCUGUGAUUUCGGCUCGCUUUCUCUUUCUCAUACCACACCAUCAGGCUUGUUGUUAUCUCUUUCUACUCCCAUUACAUACAUACAUUUAUUUGUUCAACAUCACAUUUAAGACAAGACAUAAUCAACAAUAGUACGCCACAAUACUCGGUUCGUGGUUGCCGCUCUCCAUCCUCGGUCGCGCCCAAUGCUCGCCAAGUCACGCUCCACCUGGUCCGCCCAUCGUGCUCUCUGCGCUCCACGCCUUCUUGUACCAACCGGAUCAGUAGCAAACACCAGCUUUGCAGGGUUGUUGUCUGGCAUUCUUGCAACGUGCCCUGCCCACCGUAUCCUUCCGGCUUUGGCCACCUUCUGGAUGCUGGGUUCUCCGUAAAGUGCAGCGAGUUCGUGGUUCAUCCUUCUCCGCCACACACCGUUCUCCUGCACGCCGCCGAAGAUCGUCCUUAGCACGCGUCGCUUGAAAACUCCGAGUGCUUGCAGGUCCUCCUCGAGCAUUGUCCAUGUCUCGUGCCCGUAGAGGACCGCCGGACGUAUUAGCGUUUUGUACAUGGUGCAUUUGGUGCGUGGGUGAAUCUUUUCCGACCGCAGUUUCUUCUGGAGCCCGUAGUAGGCCCGACUUCCACUGAUGAUGCGCCUCCGAAUUUCACGGCUCACGUUGUUGUCAGCCGUCAGUAAGGAUCCGAGGUAGACGAAUUCCUCCACCACCUCGAAAGUAUCCCCGUCUAUCGUAACAUUACUACCCAGACGGAUCCGGUCGUGUUCGGUUCCGCCUACCAGCAUGUACUUUGUUUUUGAGGCAUUCACCACCAGUCCGACUGUCCGAUCACGGACACUGGACGGAGGGAUGGCCGGCUCUUCCCACCGAAGAGGGCCGCAGGAGCAAAGCUGCAGACGAUAGCUCGACGACUUGGAAUAACUCUUAAGUGGUUAGCCUUGUAAAAGGCUGAUGGUUUCGGCUGUCCAAGUAAGAAGAGUCGUUUCACUUUAACGAUGUUUAUUUGAUCACUAUUUUACAAAGACUGAUUGCUCUUCGAGCAAAUGCGAUCACUUAUAUAUCCCACCCCAGCAUACCCAAAACACACCAUCCACCAAUCAGCGCGAGCCUCGCUCGCAUUGGUUGAUGCCCAGAAUAGAACAUGUUGUGGCAUGUUCUUGGCGUCUCUUCUCCACGUAUGAUGCAGGAAUGUUCUCGAAUCGUGUGCUGUUGGUGACAGCGUCGACGCAGGGAUGAAAUGAAGUAUACAGGGACUUCGCUUCGAGAGCGAACACCGACCUUUGCUGCUUCGCGUUUCAGGCGGGUGUGCAGCUCUGCCACCUUUCCAAAUGUUCUGGCAAUAAUGUCCACGUCGUCCGCAAAGCACACAAAUUGACCGGAUUUUGUAAAAAUCGUUCCCCGGCUGUUGAGACCGGCUCGUCGCAUCACACCUUCCAGAGCGAUAUUGAAGAGUAGGCAUGAGAGUCCAUCACCUUGUCGCAGUCCACGGCGAGAUUCGAAUGAACUGGAUAGUUCACCCGAAACCCUUACGCAGUUUUGCACACCGUCCAUCGUUGCUUUAAUCAGUCUAGUCUGCUUCCCAGGAAAGCCGUUUUCGUCCAUGAUUCUCCAUAGCUCUGCGCGGUCGAUACUGUCGUAUGCCACCUUGAAGUCGAUGAACAGGUGAUGCGUUGGGACCUGGUAUUCACGGCAUUUCUGGAGGAUUUGCCGUACGGUGAAGAUCUGGUCCGUUGUCGAUCGGCCGUCGAUGAAGCCGGCUUGAUAACUUCCCACGAACUCAUUAGUUUUAGGUGACAGACGACGGAAGAUGAUCUGGGAUAGCACUUUGUAGGCAGCAUUCAAAAUAGUGAUCGCCCUGAAGUUCUCACAUUCCAAAUGGUUGCCUUUCUUGUGAAUGGGGCACGCUUCCAGAAUCUCAUAUUGCAUUAUGGUUAGGACUUAUCUUUACAACAAAUAGUGUAGAUGGUCUCUCAAGUAACCAGUUCGGCUUUCGGAAGGGGAGCUCGAUCGUAGACGCUAUCUUGUCGGCUACUAAAACUGCCGAGAUAGCUCUCCAGUGUAAGGGCACCGUUAUAGUAACGCGUGAGAGUGGGAGUGCUCGUGUGCGAAGUCGCAAAGAAAAAUAUCAACAACAGUAAAUCCACGCAAAUCCUUUGGACGCGCACUCCUACUCUCACUUUGACGCGGUACUAUGGCAGCGCAGUAAGAGACGGGGAACACGCUGUUGUGCAGAAAUGACCCUCGAUGUAAGGAAUGCGUUCAAUAAUAGCCAGAGCGCCCAUCGGUCGAAGUGUACCCGAGUACAAAUGUGGAUCGAAAUGGAUUGCAUAAACUCAGAAGUUUCGCAAGGUUCCAUGCUUGGUCCCAGGCCCGGAUUAAGGAUUGUGGAGGCCCGGGGCCCGAGCGGAUGUGGAGGCCCCUCGGAGAGAUGACCAAAAAUGUUUUUCCUUAUUUUCGAACAGUACUUAAGCAAUAUGAAAAAUAAAGUUAAUGUUAGCAACCAAAAAAUGUUUUUGUGGGGGCCCCUAAAAUGUGGGGGCUCGGGGCCCGGGCCCCCCUGGCCCCCCCUUAGAUCCGGCCCUGCUUGGUCCGGUGCAGGGGGAGCGACACUAGUUUUGCCAAGCCAAAAAACCUCAAAAAAGCUGAAAAAGCGCAAAAAAGUCGCUAAAACCCGCAAAAGUUUUGCGGUUUUCUUCGACUUUUUUUCGGCUUUUUUUUGGGGUUUCGGCUUGGUAAAACUAGUGUCGCUCCCCCCGGUCAGGUGUUAUGAAAUGAUUAAGUAUGCUGGCUUCGUUGGAGGUCUAGGGUGAAUCGAUCAAGGAGUAGAGCUGACUGCUGCCCACUCGAUCGCGGUUGUGGAGGAAUAGAUGAGCUCCAGGAAUUCGGAAUUGACUCACUGCGCAAAACUGAGGUGGUUGUUGUGAACAACCAGAAGUUGGAGCAGCAUGCGGUGAUUAGGGCAUGUCAUGCGAUCGCCUUAUCACUACGAAGCGUUCCAUCAAAUACUUGGGAGCGAUGAUCGACGAUGAACUUACCUUUGGUGGCCACGUUGAUUACGUCUACAGAGAUUUUCACAGCUACACCAGAUUCUUUUUGGCUAUAACAUGGUCAAUUUUUGCGUUAUUUUUCGUACACAGAUAGUACUAAUAGUAGUACUAGAAUCAUUCGGCGCCAGUAGUGUUUUACGUCGGCUGGGUCUAGGAACUAAGCCUUAAUAAUCCGACACCCAGGGAGACCGCCACCACACCUGGGACCCUACAUAUCGAACCCAUCAACACAUGGGCCGGGACCUAUGGCUUUACCUCCUAUCCGAGGGAAGGCGUGAUCACGGAUUUUAUGUCUCAGAAACGAAGUCAAUAAUUAGUAUUCUGUCGUGUCUGGAAGAUUACCGUAAUCCGGGGUCAAAUUGAUCACUUUAAAACAACUUUUGCGGAUAAUAUUAGUGGAAUUAAAAAUAUUACCAAAAGAAUUUCUGUAAAAUCAGUACCCAGUGGAUCUCCAUGGAACAACGUGACAGAAUUUUGUUCAACAAAUUUAAACUUUAAGUUAAAUAACUCCAAAUAUCAAAAAAUUGCAAAUGCCACUUUGGGGCGAAAUUGAUCAGUAUAUAAUUAAGCAUCGGUUGGAAAGGAAAAUUUCCUUCUCCGCUUAAUUUUGCUCUUCUAAAACCGAAUAACGCGUUUAAAAUCUUACAACUAGUGAAUUUAAUACUUUAAAUGCAACAUUAAAUUUUGAAAUUUCCUUUUAAACGCCUAAAGGUAGAGAAUUUCAUUUGAAAUAAGUUAUUUCUGUCACAAUAAAUGACUAUUUCAACAUAAAAUGUACUUUUUUUUUUAACUAUUUCAUGUUCUUAUUAGCUACAUAACUUUGCAACCAAGGCUCCACAAAAAUGUUAAAACAGAGAAUUCACGGGAAGUCCUAUUAGCAAUCGAUUGUAUAAUAGCUAUGGUUUCAGCUAAAUGAGUAAUAUAUUGCAAAUCCCUAAAAAAAUAAGGCAAAAAUAACAUUUUUCUAACAAAAUAAAAUUCUACACUCAUCUCUAGACAUCUACGAACCAGAUAACGUAAAAAAAUUAAGAUCAUUACGACGCUUAAGAGUUCAUAGUAUGGAAUUACAAUGUAGUACCCGAAUGAUCAAUUUCACCCCGCUGAUCAAUUUGACCCCGGUUUACGGUACCGAAUACGUUAUGAUGUUAUAUUACAAUUACAAUGAUUAAAAUAAAAAGUAUGCAGAGCAAUAAAACGCUACAUUUUUAUCCGCUGAAAUUGAGCACCAUAAGUUAAAAUUCGCCUAUUUAAACAAAAGCCUUAGUUUGUUCGUCGCCUGAAAGAACUGAUCACUAACACAAACAACCAGACGCAAACUGCACUGUCGCCACCUAGACUUUCAUCGUAGAACUACACUAACGAGUAACACUCGCCAAAAAAAAAAACACAAAAUCUAAGGUACAUUUCUGAAUAAGUGUAAUAUAUGUACAUUCAUUCUAACUAAAUGGAAAGCUGUUAAAAUAGAAACGCGGAAAGUGUCGUCCACGGUAGGAUUGUAGCAUCCCGCCCACGAACACGACAUCCCUCAUUAACUCCCUGCCAAAUGCAUUCCAUACAAGUCCAGCGCCGUGUUCAUUUGUGGUGUGCUUAAUCCUCUCUGGACGACUAUUUGGAAAAUGGGAAACCAAUAUAGGAGAGGGCGCAAAAUAUGUGGAAAACAAUGACACCAGAAGAAAUAAACUUCUAGCAUUAAGAUUAGUGUUGUAAGUGUAUAAAAGAAAACAAAUUAAGAACAAAAGAUUUAGAAGAUGAACCUCUGCAACCACAGCGGCUAAUUGACACUAACGAACUACUGCAAAACCAAAACCGUUACUGAGAUCUUUAUCGAGAGGGUAUUUUUUCCUACAAGCUUUUCGAUUUAUUUUUAAAAAGGUGUGUUUGAUUACCAACCUAAUUGAAUUGGAAUUUAGAAUUUUGUAUAACAUGUUCACAUAACUUAGGAAGUAUCGCUGUAACUAUGUCCUUGGUAUUAAGGAGAUAAGACAAAAUUCUUUUCCAUUAUGAGUUGCCAUAUAACGUACAAACGAAAUUCAUUUCAAAUGAACUAAAAAUUGGGUCUUGUUCUUCAUUUUACGAGGUCCGUUGAAACUUAUACCUUUCAACUUCAAUUCUGUCACAUUCGACUCGGUUUCGGCUAUACUCAAAAACAUUCCGUAAUUUUUAAAAUCUACCCUUCCUUUAGUAAGAUUAUUUCAAACACAAAGAAAGUAUUCUAAUCUUAGUCUCCUCUCACCAUUCACUGGGAAUAAACCUGUGAUAGAGUCACAAAAGCUAUUGGAGAAACACAUUGGUCCUAGUUAAACCAUUCUUUUACGAACUUGUUUUAAUUUCUUCGCGAUUUCCUUGUUCCUCCAUCAGUUUUACCAUCAGUUUAGUAAAAAUUGUACAUAUUAAGUUGUAUUAGGUUAGGCUCGUUAUGAUUAUCCUUAUUGUUGAGUUUUAGCAACUUUUGAAGCACAUUUUAUUAACAACCGUAAACCGGACACACUACCUAUAAAUACAGCAAUGACCCCUGAACUGAAACGGUCAGGCCAACCAACAAACUUUCAGUAGCCAAGUAUUAUGAGAAGACGGAGAGUACACUUUGGGCAACUAGAUCCACGUUGCUUUUACUGGUUUGGUUAUACUUUUAAGCACUUCACUGAAAAGCCAAUCAAUUUUGUAAAUAACGGUCUAGGAUUUAACCACACGUGUAUAAAAUAUAUUGUUAUUUAAUUUUAUGCUUUUUGAAGAAGUCAUUUGUGAAAUCUUUAACAACUAAACAAAACACAGAGAAUACAUUGCAAGAUGUGUAUGUAUUAUUUUAUUUAUACAAAUAUCUCGAUGAAUGAUUCCUCGGUAUGUGAAAGUACAGUCAAAGAAAAAAUAAAACCUUAAAUCUGCAAAUAA